CGAACCGCCACAGUUGUUGCCCAAAGCGUCGGUGCUAAUUCGCGCGCACGCAAGGCUGUACGCCAAACGGCGUCGACGCGUCACACGUCCAAAAAGCGCCGCGCGCCGCAGCGGGCAGCCCGCCGCAGCCAUGAUGUUCGACGCCGUACCUCCACCAAAUGGAACACCUACUGGAGACGACGGCGCCGCCUACGCCACCUUACUGAACACCGUCGAGAGCCUCCAGGCGGACCUCCAACAGACCAUCACGACCUGCCAUUCCCUAAGGGAGCAGAACGCGAUUUUGCAGAGGGACCACGAUAAAGCAAGGGAGGAGGUACUUAGGCAAAGGGAAAAGGUCGCCGCCAAUAGAACUGAAUUAGUAGAACAAGCUAAAGCCAAGAUCGAGGCCGAUCGGGCCACGGAAGCGCUCGUGGCGAAGUGGAAGGUCCAGCUUGACUCGAGGACCAGAGAACUCGAGGAGGUGCAAAAGAAGUUAGUGCCCCAGGACUUAGAUAUGUUAAGGAUCCAAAUUCAAGAGGAGCUCGAGGUGCCGCACCAGCAGAAGAUUUCGGACCUCGAGGCGGAGGCGCGAUCCUUCCAACAGAUGUUUUUCAAUGUGCGGAGGGAGCUCGAGCGGUCCAAGACGGAGUUCGCGGCCUAUACCGAGCACCAGGAGGCCGCGCGGGCGUCGGACCGCGCGACGCAUGAUGCGGAGCAUCGGGGGUUGCGUCGAAGAGUCGUCGAGCUCGAAGCUGCCGCUGCCGAUGGUCCUGAUGGCGCGGAUUUGCAGCGCGGUUUGGAGGCCAAAGUCCUCGCGUUGGAGGUCAAAUGUCGGGAAUUGAUGAAGGAAAAUGAUGAUUUGCGGAGGGAGCACGACGGCGCCAUUGGUGAUAAAAAUGCUGCUGUACAAGGAAGGGCGGAGGACGCGUGUGCUGCCAAAGCGUUAACUGGACAGUUAAAAACUGAUGUAGUGGGUCUAGAAAGGAGGUUGGCCGAGGCGACGAAUCGCAUCACGAAGCUCGAACAGGAUGUGGAGAGCAAACAGCGAGACUUAGACGCAGCAAAAGAAAAUUACCGGCUGGCGUCGAUGGAGAGCGAAAAAAGGGACAGAGCUCGGUUGCAGCGCGUGGCGGACGCCGAGAGCGCCGCCGUCGAUCUUAGGAGGGAAGUGGAUGCUGCGCGCGCUGAGUUACAACGAGACGCUGAUAUGUAUGGGAGAAAACUAGAACAGUGCGAGACCGAACUGUCGACGGCGAAACGGCAGGCCUUUGAAGCAAGGAUGCAGUGCGACGCCACGGUCAAUACGGCGAGACAGGAAUGUCGCGAGUUGUGUGCGUCACUCGAGGAACGUCUCGUACAACAAGACCUCGACAAGUCGGCAGCGGAGAAGCAGAAGCGCGACUUCGAGCAGCAGGCCAUUGACGAGUCGCGGAAGCUGCAGGCCGAACUGAAAGUACUUACUGGUAAGGUCGCACGACUGGAGGGUGAUGUGGAAAAAACUCAUAAGCCGAAGAUUCAGUUGUUGGAAGACGAGAAGGCUCGAGUGGCGUUGGAUAGAGAUGCUCACAAAAGACGAGCUGAUGCUCUAGAAGCGGCGGAGAAUGCUGCAUUGAAGGCGGUGGACGACAAGGACCGAGCUGUAUUGGACGUCAAAAAGGCCGAGACGAAGUAUGCUGAAGCUAGACGCGAGGCGGAACGGUUCCGGGAAGAGAUUGCUCAUUUAAGAGAGACUCAUGCUCGCGAGUUGGGCGAUGUUCGGGCCCAAAUCGCCGAAGACAAGGCCCACGUCGCCGAAGCCAUAAGGGCCGAGACGGACGCUAUCAGGAGGGAGGCCUCGGCGGAGCUCAAGAAGGAGCGGAAACGGUCGGCGGCCUACAAGGAGAAGUGCCUCCAGGCGCACAACCGCGAGAAGCGUCUCACAUCAACAUUGAAGGCUACGACCCGAGCGCAAGCCGAGGACCUCGUGGCCUAA
Molecule: messenger RNA, 1954 nt
Organism: Pelagomonas calceolata
Lineage: Eukaryota; Pelagophyceae; Pelagomonadales; Pelagomonadaceae
Source: the annotation of a GenBank genome assembly